GUGAGCUGGCAGACGCGUCUUCACGGCUUAGGACUGCGAAGAGCGGACGAACAGAGGAAGUCAAACCUCGGAGGGCAGCAGCUGCGGAAAAUCUUAGUCGGCACAGGUUAACUCACCUUGAAAGAUGAAUAACACCACAAACUCUACAGCAAGAAGCAUAAACGAUUCUCUCAACAUAGUCGCCAUAGUGGUUUAUUCCUUUGCCUGUAUCCUCGGCUGCAUCGGGAAUGGCCUUGUCAUCUGGAUCACUGGCUUUAAAAUGAAGAAGACAGCCAACACAGUCUGGUUCCUUAACCUGGCGAUUGCCGACUUUAUCUUCACCACCUUCUUGCCGUUAACAAUUAUCUACACUGCUAACGGCUACAACUGGAUCUUUGGGAAGUUCAUGUGUCAGUUCAACUCCCUCAUACUCUGCCUCACAAUGUUUGCCAGUGUGUUUCUGCUGACAGCCAUUAGUGUCGACCGCUGUGUGGCAGUAGUGGCUGCCGUCUGGUCACAGUCCUAUCGAUCACCUCGCACAGCUAGCAUUGCAUGCUUCAUUGUAUGGCUGUUGGCUGUUGUCCUCGGAAUUCCAUAUGCAGCCUAUCGUGACCUUAGAGUGACCCCAAAUAAAAUCAUGUGUGCUAUCAACUAUUCUAGUGACGUAAAUGUUGUCAUGUACAGACGUGGCACUCUGACCAUCAUUCGUUUUCUCUGUGGCUUCCUCAUCCCCCUUAUUAUUAUUAUACUCUGCUACAGUGCCAUCAUCUGGCGAUACAACAACCUGCAGCGCCAGAGAUGCUUCAAACCAUUCAGAAUUAUUGUUGCAGUCAUUGUUACCUUCUUUAUCUGCUGGGCUCCUUUCCAUAUCAUACAGCUGUUGACAUUAAAAAGCACCAAUUCGACAGAUACUCUUUACAAGGUCAUACGGAUAGGUAACCCCAUUGUGACCAGCAUUGCCUUCCUCAACAGCUGCCUGAACCCGGUGCUCUACGUGUGUAUGUGUCAGGACUUUCGGCACAAGUUUAAGAAGUCUGUCCUGCUGGUGCUGGAGAGCGCCUUCACUGAAGAGGGGCUCAUGUCUCAAUUGAGCCAGAGAAGGCCCACCGUCCAAAUGGAGUCUUUAGUUUCUUUACAGAAAAAAAACAGCAUUUCAUAAUCCAAAUGUUUGUAGUAUAAAAUGCAGUUUUGAUGGUUUUUAAAUGUUUUUAAUCCAUCAGUGUUUCAUAACUGUCUGUUACAAAACAGGAAAAAAAAACACAUUUCAACAUGAUAGUCUAGUAAGGCCAAAGACUUACGUGAAGAGAGGUCCAAGUAUCAAGAAUAACCAAAUAAAUUGUUACAAACUGAAGGACAUCCCAUGUGUCACAUCUGCAGAGUGCCAGUUUAAGAAGAAAAUAUCAGCAACUUCAAGAAAAAUAACAGAGACAUUUUUUUACUUAUCUGCUGUACUAAGCCAUAAUGUCAAACUUUCAAUGAAGAGCUGCAUUUGGAAUAUUGACAAUUGAGAUUUCAGAAGAUGUUGACCAAUUAUUAAGUUCAGGAGUGGUGAUUUGAGUGGAAUGGCAGUGUGGGUAGUAGUCAAAGCUGCCACCCAACAACUCCCUAGAGUCUUGGACGUGGACUUCAACUAAGGCACUAACUAUUUUGCAUCUCCACACCUUACAUUUGCACGUUUUUCUCCAUAUUCUCCAAUUUUCCUUUUACAUUCCAAAAACAUGCAUGCUGGAAUGACUGGCAACUCUGAGAUGACCUUGUGAGAAUGAGUGUCGGUGUGAGCAUGAGUGUACCCUGCACUGAACUGAAACUCUGUCCAAGGUUGGUUUCUGCUUUAUACCUGAUGCUCCUGAGACAGAUUCUGGUUAAAAUGGGUUAAAAAAUGAGAACAUUAAGACAAUUUUAAUGAAAACAGGCCAAAUGACAAAUGCACCAAUCUCAUUUACCCAAUUUCUCCAAAACAACAUCAAGUCCAGUUUUGAUGGCCACUAAAAUCCUACUGUCUACCACAAUACUGGUAACUAGUUCCAUUUGCCUAUAGUUCACUAGGUGAAGAAAUCUUCCUAAUAUUUGUCCAGAAUUUAACCUUAACUAGUUUCCAUCUGAAUGGAGUGAUAGUGAUACUCUCAAACUAUGACUCAUGAGUGACAAAAAAUUAAUUACAUGG
Messenger RNA from Erpetoichthys calabaricus (reedfish), 2143 nucleotides. RefSeq names its product chemerin-like receptor 1. Gene Ontology annotation, cellular component: plasma membrane. Gene Ontology annotation, biological process: complement receptor mediated signaling pathway; phospholipase C-activating G protein-coupled receptor signaling pathway; positive regulation of cytosolic calcium ion concentration. The transcript is spliced from 2 exons. NCBI's taxonomy places the organism in Eukaryota, Metazoa, Chordata, Cladistia, Polypteriformes, Polypteridae. Gene Ontology annotation, molecular function: complement receptor activity; G protein-coupled receptor activity. The record is from RefSeq and is a predicted model, not a curated record. The coding region runs from base 125 to 1138 and encodes 337 amino acids.